AUGGAUAUCAUCGCCCACAAUGCUGCCAUCAGCAACAGUGCUAAGCAGCUGCGUUGGCAGCUGGCGCUGCAGCACUGGGAUGAAAUCUCUCGAAGGCGAUUGGAAGGGAAUGAUAUCACCCGAACGUCGCUGUUCAACGCCUUGCGGGGCCGCUGGGCGCCCGCUCUCUCGCUGCUGUCGAACAAGGGCCCGGCGAACAUCAUCACUGUGGGCGCUGCGCUCCAUGCCAUCCGCCGCUGGCCAUGGACAAUGCAGCUGCUGCAGCGACUGCCGGAGCAAAGCUUGCAGCUCAACGCAGUGGUGUCCAGUAGCUCCAUGGGUGCCCUUGGUGACGCGCUGCAAUGGCUUUACGCCCUGCAACUCUUGGUGGAACUGGAGUCGAGGUCGCAAGCCAACUUGGUGUCCUACAAUGCGGCCAGCCAUGCCAUCCUCGCGAUGGCAUGGACCAGUGCCCUGGAGGUCUUGGAGGCCGCCACGGGCGCCGCCCUGCAACUGAGCGCGGUGUCCUAUGGAACCCUGCUCCGUGCAGAGGGAUGGCCGCAGGCGAUACAGACCUUGCAGCAGAUGGAAGAAAGGAUGCCAUGGAGCCUGGCAUCUUUGGGCAGCGCUGUGGCCGCCAGCACCUGGCCCCUGAGUGUGGCCUUGGUGUCUCAAUGGAAGGAGCAGGGACAGCAGCCCAACCUCCAAAUUCAGAGCGCCUGCAUCACAGGGUCUCCUUGGCACAUCUCUGAGCAUCUCUUUUGGGCCCUGCGAUCUCCAGAUGUGGUCGCCUAUGGUGCUGCCAUGACGUCCAGCAACUGGCCUGCCAGCCUGGUUCUUCUCUGCAACGCGCAGGAAGCACGUUUUGUUCCCUCGGUCCCUCUGUGUGUAGCAUCCAUCAGUGCCUGCGAAAGGUCUGCUGCUUGGCAACCAGCCAUGUCUUUGCUCCAGCGAGCUGUGCUGGAGGUGGCAGCACACAACACCGUGAUCAGCGCGUGUGCAAAGGCCUCACAAUGGCAGAAUGCCUUGCAGAUUUUGUCCACCAUCCACGAGGCCAAGCUUGAGAUCAACUCCGUCUCCAUGAAUGCCUCCAUCAGCGCCUGCGAGAUGCUUGUGAUGAAAUUUCGUGGGAAGGCAGCCCAGUGGCAACACGCCUUGCAGUUGUACCUCUCGCUACCUGCGAUGUUUUUGGAGGCAGACUGCGUUGCAUGCAAUGCGCUUAUCAGUGCCUUUGAGAAAUCCGCGCUCUGGGCCAUGGCGCUACACUUCUUGCACGACUUCCUACAACAACGGCAGCAGAUGGACGUGGUGGCCUUCAAUGCAGCCAUCAGUGCAGCAGAGAAAUCUGGACAUUGGCAAAGUGCUAUAUGCAUCCUGUCCGACAUGCAUGGCUAUACCGUGCAGGCGGAUCGCAUCAGCUUCAACGCUCUCAUCUCUGCCUGUGAAAAGUCGGCCAUGUGGGCCAUCGCUUUGCAACUCCUGGAAGAUUUCCAGUUGAUGGGAGGACGUUGUGAUGAGUUCACCUGCAGCGCUGCCAUCAGCGCCUGUGAGAAAGGCUUUCAAUGGCCUUUGGCACUGGAUCUCCUUUGGCAGAUGGAGAAGUUGGCCCUUCAGAUGGAUGCCAUUGCCUACAACGCGGCCAUCAGUGCCUGUGAGAAGGGCUUCCAAUGGAGGAAGGCCCUGCAUCUACUGAGCCUCAUGAAGCAGCGAGGUAGCAUCAUCACCUAUGCAGCUCUGAUCACAGCCUGUGGGAAAUGUGAAGAAUGGCGACAGGUCCAGGCCUUGUUGGAUGAGCUGCAGAGCUGUCAGAUGGAAGCGAAUUCGAUCACCUGCAACGCCGUGAUCAGCGCCUACCGCAAGGCGGAAGAGUGGCAGCUGGCCCUGGCUUUCUUUCAGAAUCUGCAAGAGACCUUUGCACCCGUGGACGUCCUCACCUACGCCGCCGCCGCGGACGCCUGUGCCUUGGGCCGCCGCAUGGCGCCCUUGACGGAGCUGCUGGAAGUGCUGCCGCGAAGGGCGUUGAGCAAUCUGCAGAAUCUGCGAAAAG
This is a messenger RNA of Cladocopium goreaui, 2026 nucleotides long. The record is from the annotation of a GenBank genome assembly. NCBI's taxonomy places the organism in Eukaryota, Dinophyceae, Suessiales, Symbiodiniaceae.